Molecule: messenger RNA, 831 nt
Organism: Grosmannia clavigera kw1407
Lineage: Eukaryota; Fungi; Ascomycota; Sordariomycetes; Ophiostomatales; Ophiostomataceae
Product: nuclear envelope protein cut8
Exons: 1
Coding region: 1-831 (276 amino acids)
Biological process (GO): proteasome localization; nuclear protein quality control by the ubiquitin-proteasome system
Cellular component (GO): nucleus
Source: RefSeq, a predicted model, not a curated record
AUGGCCCCUUCCAAGAAGCGGAAAGCUGAUGAAGAGUUCGGCGACGAGAUGUCCGUGUCGCCCAUGAGCUCUCCUGCUAUCUCGAGCCGUCAACUUUCGCGCCCAUCCAAGAAGGCUCGCGCCUCUGAUAUCACCGGCCGCUCCCUGCCUCUUCCACGGUUGCUCGAAGCUCUUAAUGCCUCGCAACUACGCACCAUUCUCCAAACCAUCUGCGACCACCACCCCGAGAUCGCACUGCAAGUCACCAACCAUGCUCCACGCCCGACCGCCGCCUCUACCCUGGACCUUCUCGGCGAAUACCAGCAGCGGGUGCGUAAUGCUAUGCCGUACGGCCACUCCAGUGCCGAUUACAACUACUACCGCGUCAAGCAGCCGCUUGUGGCCCUGGUCGACGCUAUCGCCGAUUUCACUCGCCAGUUUUUGCCUCCCGUCGAGACCCAUUCGGCUGCUUCGCUGCAGUUCUUGGAUGGCGCCACAAAGAUCAUCCACCAGCUUCCGGAUUGGGACAGCGUAGCGCAUCGCCAACACAAAGAGGGUGCGUAUGAUGAGAUAUCGCGGGCUUGGGCUUUGGUUAUCCAGGAGGCAUCAAAACGCGGUGGUGGCUUGGCCCUCCUGUCGGAGCACUGGGAUCAGAUCAUCGCCAAGCACAACCACCAGUCCGGCGGUCGGCUUGGUGCUGCCGUGAAUGCCCUGUCCACCAAUGUUGGCUGGGCUGGUGCCGCCAAUAACAGCAGCGCUGGCAGCAGCGCCAGCACCAAUGACCCUAACUCUAUUCGGAACCAGUUGAUGAACGGCACUUUUGGCUCGCCUGUACGGGUUGGCCCGUGGUAG